AUCAGAUGAGCCCUCCCCCAUCACUCAUAUCUUCAUCUCCACCAAUCAACUCGCAGGUGUCAAUCUUCACUCACAUCUGAUCUUCAUCAGGUUGUGUUUUAAAAAGCUUUGCUCAAGCUGUGUCUUCUGUUUGACUGUGUGUUGUCUUCAUUAAUGAUGCUCGCUGUCUUUAUUUUAACGUCAGUUCUCGGUUUUCAUUCUUUUAUAGAAGCACAAAAUGUUAACCUUCAAGAAAAGUUGUUUUUAAGUUCGAUGGGUCUCUCAAGUCGACCCAAACCAUCACCUCACACGCCCGUUCCUUCUCUGCUCUGGAAAAUGUUCAAGAAGAGCUCCAAACAGCCUUUAACAUCAGAGAUGGAUUCAUGUGUCGUUUCGGAGUAUGGGGUGCGAGGGAAUAUUGUGAGAUUUAUCCAGGAUCAAGGUAGUUUGAUCUCCGCGCCGGCAGGCCGCUGUUUUUACUGCGUUAGAAAGCAUCUGUUUUUCAACAUGUCAGUGCUGGAGGAUGUUGAGCAACUGUCCUUCGCACAGCUGGAAAUAAAGUUCAAACAGGAUCUCUCUCACCUGGGACGGCAUGCGUUCAGCAUGGACCUGUACAGGGUUCUUCGGACCACACUAAAGGGAGUGAAUCACGAGUCCAGCCGUAAAUUACUGCAGUCUCAAUCGGUGGGAUAUUUCACACACAGCCCUGUGCAUUUCAAUCUGACGGACCUGGCUGAAUCCUGGAGAAAACCAGGUAAAAAUUAUGGGCUGCAAGUGGAGUUGCAGCUGUCAAACGACGUGCUCGACGAGCACGUGUUCGAUACGGAUAGCGUGCACUCGGGCAUCCGUGACGUGCGUAUCCCAGAGUUCUCUGCGUCUCUGGUGGCGGUUUCGUUGAACCCAUUGCAGUGCAGGUCCAGAAGAAAGCGAAGUGCUUCUUACCCGCCGGUGACCCCCAGUAACGUCUGCAAGCCCAGGAGACUUUACAUCGACUUCAAAGAUGUCGGUUGGCAGGACUGGAUCAUUGCUCCCCAGGGCUAUUUGGCCAAUUACUGCCAUGGCGAAUGUCCCUUUCCUCUGAGCGAAAGUUUGAAUGGGACAAAUCACGCCAUUCUGCAGACUCUGGUUCAUUCGUUCGAUCCGAAAGGAACCCCACAGCCCUGCUGUGUUCCCAUCAAGCUCUCCCCUAUCUCCAUGCUGUAUUAUGACAACAAUGAUAAUGUGGUUCUUAGACAUUACGAAGACAUGAUGGUGGAUGAGUGUGGAUGCAGAUAAAUGUUUUUUUUUAUGCAAAAAUAAUGGUUUUGAUCUUACUAAUGAAUUAAAUGGCUGAUUUGAGAUUGUAUGGUUCUUGAACAUGGGUGUUGCAUGAAUUUAUUCAAAAUUGACCUAGAUUUAUAAUGCUAAUGUAUUUUAUUAAAUGUGAAUUAAAGCAGUUUUGAUGGUU
Paramisgurnus dabryanus is the source of this 1426-nucleotide messenger RNA. It is a transcript of the gene gdf3, whose product is annotated as growth differentiation factor 3. Gene Ontology annotation, cellular component: extracellular region. Gene Ontology annotation, molecular function: cytokine activity; growth factor activity. NCBI's taxonomy places the organism in Eukaryota, Metazoa, Chordata, Actinopteri, Cypriniformes, Cobitidae. The record is from RefSeq and is a predicted model, not a curated record.